Molecule: messenger RNA, 819 nt
Organism: Exophiala dermatitidis NIH/UT8656
Lineage: Eukaryota; Fungi; Ascomycota; Eurotiomycetes; Chaetothyriales; Herpotrichiellaceae
Exons: 2
Coding region: 1-819 (272 amino acids)
Molecular function (GO): gamma-glutamylcyclotransferase activity
Source: RefSeq, a predicted model, not a curated record
AUGCCCUUCGGUGACCAUGAUGUGUCGCCAGCAUCCGAGAUGCCAGAUCCAAAUCAACUGUACUUGAACAGUGCCAUAUGGUACUUUGGGUACGGCUCCAACAUCCGCUCAGCCUCCAUGACAAAGCGGGAAAUAACGCCAUUACAAGCUCAAGCGGUCGUGGUACCAUCGUACAUUCUGACGUUCGACAUAUUCGGAAUCCCUUGUGCAGAACCUGCGUUCGCUAGCAUAGCAACCUACCAGGAUAUUGAAGAAACGCAACAACAUACACAGGUACCGCCGGUUCACGGAGUGGCGUACCUGCUGACUAGGGAUGACUACCGUCGCCUGGUGCUGAGCGAAGGGUCUGGAGUAGGCUACGACGAAAUCCAGGUUGAAGCUUUUCCGAUCGCCAAUACAGACUAUACGCCUGGAAAAGGGAUCAUGGUGCACACGCUCAAAGCCAAAUAUCCGUUCAGACCUAACCGUGCGCCCAGUGUACGAUACAUGUCACUUCUGAUAGAAGGAGCUACAGAGAACGGCCUGCCCGAGUCAUACAUCCAGUAUCUCAAGUCGCUGCCGACUUUUUCGGCCGGACAAAGCACAUGGGCAUCCCUAGGGUCCUCGCUUUUCCUGGGUUUCUUUGCCCGGGCCGUUCGAGUGUUGGCAUAUUCUACCAAGCUCGUUGUCAACGAAAAGGGCCACUGUCCUCGGCUACUUGGCACGGUCAUUGUUUGGUUUUACUGGGGCAUGUGGACCUGGCACGACUACGUUCAUGCAAGACUGUGGGGCAGGGGAGACGGAGGGAUAAUCCACUACGGCGGCCUACGACUAUCUUAG